Messenger RNA from Fraxinus pennsylvanica, 495 nucleotides. Lineage: Eukaryota; Viridiplantae; Streptophyta; Magnoliopsida; Lamiales; Oleaceae. The record is from the annotation of a GenBank genome assembly.
AUGGCUGAGAAUUAUCCCAACACAAACAUGCCCGGUUCGAACAUGGAUCCAUAUAACUACCAGAUGAACUUUGAGCAUUUAGAUUUCUUCGACUUCACUGACUGGAAGAAGGACGAUCUUGAACUUAUCGUCUCUGGUUAUCCCGAAAGCCAGAACUAUGACGCGUUUAACUUUGGGGGAAGUAGCAGCUACCAUGAAGAUCUCAACGGCAUUGCAGCAUCAGGAGAUGGUAGAAGUGGCAGGGAGAAUAAAGAAACCACAAAGAAGGUUGCCUUUAAAACCAGGUCAGAAAUUGAGAUACUUGAUGAUGGCUUCAAGUGGAGGAAGUAUGGAAAAAAGAUGGUGAAAAACAGCCCAAAUCCCAGGAAUUAUUACAAGUGUUCGGUUGAAGAAUGUCCAGUAAAAAAGAGAGUUGAGAGAGACAAAGAUGAUCCGAGAUAUGUAGUAACAACCUAUGAGGGCAUCCACAACCACCAUAGUCCUUCUCAGCACUAA